Oncorhynchus tshawytscha (Chinook salmon) is the source of this 1219-nucleotide messenger RNA. RefSeq names its product thyroid transcription factor 1-associated protein 26 homolog. The record is from RefSeq and is a predicted model, not a curated record. NCBI's taxonomy places the organism in Eukaryota, Metazoa, Chordata, Actinopteri, Salmoniformes, Salmonidae. Gene Ontology annotation, cellular component: nucleus. The transcript is spliced from 4 exons. Bases 91 to 945 code for a protein of 284 amino acids.
GAGACUUCCACGUACGUCAUAACAAUGCGACGAAAAGCACAUGCGACGUAAACACAUGAAACGUGCGAUAUUUUGCUAAAAUUGAGUGAAAUGACACCACCAGCACAGCAGAAAAUGAAGACCAAGGGGACAUUUGACGGAAAACGUGCCAAUAGAAACCAACCCUACAAUCGACCAGGGGGCAAGAAGAAGUGGGUCUCUGAGCACAAAGUAUUCGACGGCAGUAUUGGAGAAGGCCAGGGCUUUGCCUUCAAAAGGAAGGAGAAAGUGAAACAUGAAUACAACAAACUGCUACGGAAGGAGAGGAGGAAGAACACAGAGGUCAAAACCCAAUAUACAGAACAGUACCCCGAACAUCUGAGGCAUCUCUACGAGGCUGAGGCCGAGAAACUGAGGAAUGAGGUUAAGACGAACAGAAUCAACAGAACCAAAGCUAGGAUGGCUGGCGGUGGUGGUCCAGUAGAGGAGGAAGCAGCUCCCAUGGCUGUGAAUGAAGCCCCCACGGACCUAGCUACAGCCAUAGACCCUGCAGAGGACAUCUCCUCUGACAAGACUGACUCUGCCCCACAGCCCACUCCAGCAGUUGCGGCCUCAAAGAAUGACAGUCAAGGCCAACCACUUGAAGGAGUUACAAUGCAACAUGUUAAUGUGUCGUUGUGUUCCAGUCUACCCAUGAGUAACCGGAGUAAAAAGAAAAUGCUGAGGAAGACUUCCUAUCAGAAAACAAAAGAGGAGUUUGAAAGUGUUAAAGAAAAGCAGAAGAAUAAGAAAGAGGAGUUUUUGAAGAACAAGGAGCAGAAAGAAGAAGCUAUCCAGAAGUACAAACAGAAGAAAAUGGAGACAUUUCAGAUCCUGAGCAAAAAGACGAAGAAGGGACAGCCCAACCUGAACCUACAGAUGGAAUACCUGCUCCAGAAGAUUCAAGGGACCGGGCCGGGAAAAUGACCCAGAAAAAUGGACGUCGGAGGUUUCAAAUAGCAAAUAUACAGUUGACUCUUACUGUGAUGGUUUUAUAUCAUAGAUGAGUCUUGUUCUUAUUUUGUGAACUGCCACUUUGAAUAGAUUGUAUCAUAAUAGAUUUUCAGACUUUUAGCGGUUUAUUUACAUUUUGAACCACAAGGUGACAUUUGUGAGAUGCGCUGUUCUUGUAAAAUACUUAAAUAUUCCUUUCAAAUAAGCAACAAUUUCUAUUAAAUGUUAAUAAAAGGUUGUAAGCGAA